UAGAGUUUAUUGGAUCCACAUCAAAGCCGAGGAGCUGCAGGGGGAAGACGGCCGAUUUGUUGCCAACGUACCCCUGAAACAAAAUCCAUGCAGACUAUUUGGGCUAACAAAAUCCCCGAACGAAACACAAGCUCGUCACCGCCCGUCACACGAAAGGCAACGCAGUCAACUCAUAACCAACCACUGAUCCCUCGCGCGAACGAUUGUGCCGCCGCUUACUUGGCGACAGUCAUGCCGAUGACGUGCACAGACGGUUGUGGCGGUGCUUAGUAGAUGACAGUCACGCCGAUGUCGUGAGAUCGCACAGUCCAUCAACACAUCAUGGGAAGACCCCAACCUAAACAAACCUACAUGCAGAAAUUCGUACCCAGACUCCAUAGAAACACUGCUUUGGUGCCAAAUCCAAAACACAACUGAUAUGUGCACCAUGAGAAUCGCAGUUCCUCAAGGCCACAUCCAUAUCAAUGCGCAGAGUCCGGGCUGGUGGGUUCCUCUACCAUCGAGGGGACGCAAAGCAGUAAGCCAGCAAACAGAUGGAUGGGAUGGGGGAGGGGCGCAGGUAGCCAGACGGUGUGGGACUGGAUGCUGAGAACGCGGCCGGUGUCGGACGGCAGCGCGACGGACAGGAUCGGCGGCCGCGCCAUCUUCGGGUACGCCGCCGCCGCCCUCGUCCGGCCCCUCCGCGUCAGCAGCAGCGACCACCACCCAAACGCCUCCCUGUCGGCAGGUGAGGUCAGGCCUGCUGCGCGGCUGCGCCAGCAGCGGGGCACGGCGGCCCUCCCACGAGGCGCGCGCGGCGGCAGUCAUGCGACGCAACGCACGGAGCGGCGGGCGGUGGAACCGUACGGUCGGGACGGACCGCUUGGCGGGAUCUGUGCCGUGCGUUACAGAAGGGACGGAUCCGAUCCUCACCGUGCUCGUGGGGGCGCCAUGGCGGCGGGCUCGACGGGAUGGCCUUGGAGAUUUUAGGCUCGCCAGACAGAUCCGGGGCUCCCUGAAAGGCCUUAGCCCACGUAGAGGGUGAUGGGCUCGUCGUCGUCACCCAGAUGUUGAGCGGAAUGGGAGGGAUGGCGCCGGAGCGCUAGCACGCGUUGGGCUCGCAUGGCAGUGUCACGCACGCAUCGCAUGCUGCUGUCCUCGGCCCGGCAACAGCCUACCGACGACUCCUGUGGGCUGUGGCUGUGGGAGUGAGUGGGACUGGGUCACCCGUCACUGGGGGCUGGGCUGGGCAGACGCGGUCGUCGCUGACCGUGACGCAGACGGCGGCAUGUGCUGCCUGUGGCUGUGUGCGCACUGCAUGCUGCUGCGCACAGUACGUUGCAGAUACAACACUUUUGAUGGAAAUACGAAACGCCCACAGACGCGACAGAUUCGAACGUCACGCUAAAAAAAACGGUAGUGAACGAGCUAGCCAGUCCAUCACAUCAGUGAUCAGUCUCCGUCACGGUCACGGGAGAUGACGUGGAAAUCGGAGCUCACGAGUCAAGAUGCAUGCCAGUUUUUAGUUUCUCGUUUCGAACCAAAAGAAACAUUGCGCGCUUCUUGGCAAAAAAAAAAAAAAAAAA
Molecule: messenger RNA, 1565 nt
Organism: Zea mays
Lineage: Eukaryota; Viridiplantae; Streptophyta; Magnoliopsida; Poales; Poaceae
Exons: 1
Coding region: 538-969 (143 amino acids)
Source: RefSeq, a predicted model, not a curated record